Lucilia cuprina (Australian sheep blowfly) is the source of this 1373-nucleotide messenger RNA. RefSeq names its product methionine aminopeptidase 1. The coding region runs from base 142 to 1275 and encodes 377 amino acids. The transcript is spliced from 3 exons. Gene Ontology annotation, molecular function: metalloaminopeptidase activity. Gene Ontology annotation, biological process: proteolysis. Lineage: Eukaryota; Metazoa; Arthropoda; Insecta; Diptera; Calliphoridae. The record is from RefSeq and is a predicted model, not a curated record.
GUAAUUUACUUUUACGCAGAUGUUUUCAAAGAAAAUGCGGUGGUAGUCGAGUAAACUAUUUUUAGCUCAUUUUUUUUAAUAAAUUGCAUUUUAUAUAAACUUGCGGAAUACAAACUUCAGUUGCAACAGAAUUUUGGAAAAAUGGCACACAAAUGUGAAACUCCCGAUUGUGGCAAAGAGGCAACUCUUCAAUGUCCCACUUGUUUAAAAAUGGGCAUACCAGGCUCUUACUUUUGUACACAGGCAUGUUUUAAGGGUUUCUGGAAGGAACACAAGUUGAUACAUGCUUUAGCCGAGGGAGUAGCCAAACCAAAACAGUCCAAUGAAGAGUGUGGUUAUAAUCCCUACCCCUACUACCGCUAUACCGGUCCUUUGAGGCCCUAUGAAAAAACUCCUAAAAGGGCAGUGCCCGAGAGCAUAGAACGUCCAGAUUAUGCUGAUCAUCCACAGGGCAGAGCAGCCUCGGAAGAAGCCAUGAGAGGCAAUACUUCUAUUAAGGUUUUGGACGAUGAAGAAAUUGAGGCCAUGCGUGUGGCCGGCCGUUUAGGUCGUGAAUGUUUAGAUGAAGCUGCCAAAGCCGUAGAUGUAGGUGUUACCACAGAUGAGUUGGAUCGUUUGGUGCAUGAGGCCGCCAUUGAGAGAGAUUGUUAUCCUUCUCCCUUGAACUAUUACAAUUUUCCCAAGUCCUGUUGCACUUCAGUUAACGAAGUUAUUUGCCACGGCAUACCCGAUUUGAGACCACUCAAGGAUGGUGAUAUUUGUAACAUCGAUGUUACCGUCUAUCAUCAUGGUUUCCAUGGCGAUUUGAAUGAAACUUUCUUUGUGGGUAAUGUAUCGGAAAAACAUAAGAAACUGGUGCGUGUUACCUAUGAGGCCUUAUCAAAAGCCAUAGAAUUGGUAAGACCUGGUGUCAAGUACCGUGAGAUAGGCAAUGUUAUACAGAAGUACGUGGCUCCUCAUGGUUUUAGUGUGGUCAAGAGCUAUUGCGGUCAUGGCAUUCACAGAUUAUUCCACACUGCCCCAAAUGUGCCUCAUUAUGCUAAAAACUCGGCUGUUGGUGUUAUGAAAGCAGGUCAUUGCUUUACUAUUGAACCCAUGAUUUCCGAGGGUGUGGCUAAGGCUGAACAAUGGCCUGAUGAUUGGACUGCUGUUACAGCUGAUGGUUUGUAUUCGGCACAAUUUGAACAGACUUUACUGGUCACUGAUACCGGUUGUGACAUCUUAACAAAACGCCGCGAAAACAAUGGCCAACCUUGGUUUAUGGAUAAAAUGUAAAUUGAUGCGGUAGAAGGACAAUAUUUUACAAAAUCUAUUGUAUAUUUUCAAAGUUUUUAUAAUAAACCAAUUUGAUAAUUGCUCUUUUGUUAAAGGAA